This is a messenger RNA of Oncorhynchus mykiss (rainbow trout), 4097 nucleotides long. Its product is annotated as DET1- and DDB1-associated protein 1. NCBI's taxonomy places the organism in Eukaryota, Metazoa, Chordata, Actinopteri, Salmoniformes, Salmonidae. Gene Ontology annotation, biological process: positive regulation of proteasomal ubiquitin-dependent protein catabolic process. The record is from RefSeq and is a predicted model, not a curated record. Gene Ontology annotation, cellular component: Cul4-RING E3 ubiquitin ligase complex.
AGUGGAUAGUAUGGAACCAUGUAUGUUGCAUUGAUCCAAUCUGUAAUACACUAUGGCAGUAUAGCGUAUGGUUGGGCAGCCCGGACCUCAUUGGAAAGGCUAGAUGUCAUACAGGGGCAAGGAUUCAGAAUAUGUCGCGGGGUGUUUCGGACCACCCCACUGGCUGCACUACAGGUGGAGAUGGGGGAUAUGCCAUUGCGGAUUAGGAGACAGCAGCUGGCAAUGAAUUAUUGGGUCAACCUACAGGGACAUGGGGUGUCUCAUCCUGCAAAAGGGAUUUUAGAAGCAUGCUGGGAACAUCAGCGAGAACAGAACACAAACUUUGGGUGGUUGGGCGAAGGAGAUGGGACUGUAUAGAAGUCCCGUGAAUCAGGAUUUUGUGGCCAUUUACACAGAUGAUUCAAACGAUCCAAGGAUAGGAUGCACUGGGUCCGCAUUUGUAGUGUAGGAAUGUGGGGUGGCAGUCAGGAAACGUAUUACAGAUCAUCUGGCUGUAUAUACGGCAGAGGUGAUGGUCAUACUGUUGGCCUUACAGUGGGUGGAGGAAGUCAAGCCAGACAGAGAAGUUAUUUGCUCUGAUUCAUGUGCAGUGUUGAGCAGUCUGAAGUCCUUUAGUUCACGUAGCAGACAAGACCUGCUUUAUGAGGUACUACAAAGUGCAGUACUUUCAUAAGGAGAUGUAUACUUGGAAUAUGGAGGAGGAAUGGUGGGAAAAAGAGAGGCGGGAGGAGGUCUAAGAGAGAGAGAGGGCGGAAGAGGGUGAGCUUGAGUCGGUUAAAAAUUUCAGAAAAAAGGGAGAUGGUUUGUUAAAGAAGAAUGGUAGAAAGUGUAAGCAGAGUGAGCUGAAGACAGGAGGAGAAAUGGGAGUGAAUGAGGGUGAAGUAUUGGAGGUGGUAGGUGUGAUGAGGUUCUCGGAGCCCGAGGCUUGCACCGAAGGUCAGGAUAAAGAUGAGUCUGUGACAGUAGGAGUAAAGUUUAGAAAAAGUGGACCCUUGCCUUUUAGCUAAUCCAUUUGUGAUUUCAGGGUGGGUGAAAACAGAGUUGGGUGCUGUUGAAUUGGUGAGGGUAACCAGAAGUGGUCUUGUGAUAAUUGUUAGUGUUUCUGCUGGUCAGAGGGAGAAGGCGCUCCGUGUUAAAAUAAUGGGGGCAAGAAAUGUGAAUGGUUUUGCUCUCAAGAAAAAAGCGCCAUUGAAAGGAGUGAUUACUGGGGUAGCAGUAAAUGUAAAGAUUGACCAACUGAAGGGGAAGAUUCCCGGUGUUUGCGGGUGGCGUGAGUGGUGAAACAGAAUAAUUAUUGUCUGUUCUUUUGAAUUUUGAUGUUGAGUCUGGCCGACAAAGUGAUGUUAGGAUUUAUACAUUUAUCAUGUUCGAGCUAUUAUGCCGAAUACAUUUUAUUGUUACAGGUGUCAAGCUUAUCGGCAUGUGGCAGCAGUGUAUAGGAGGGAGGUUGCUAGGUGUGAGAAGUGUGCAGAAGGGCAUGAGACAAAGGAAUGUGUGGCAUUGGGGGAAGUAGUGGUAUGUGUUCGUUGUAGGGGUGCCCAUGGACCUGAGGAUCAGAAAUGUCCUGUAAGAGAGAGGCAGGUUUAGGUUUACAGGGUUAAAGUAGUGCAGCAUAUGCUGAGGCAGUGAAGAAAGUAGAGGAAGAUGGGUCAAGAGGGAGGGAUCCUGAGAGGAGUGGUGUUUGUAGUAUAUACUGUAUGUACCAGCACAGAAGGAUAGGCCAACAAGUGAUAUAUGUUUCAGUAAGAUUGGAUUUAUUGGUUAUCAACUGUACUGCAGGGAUGGAAGGUAAGUCACAGAAAAUUGGGUUGUGGUGGCAGCUGCAGAGAAGUAUUUGGGUGUGCGAGACUUGAUAUCAGAAGAGUUACAGGGUGUGCUAAGUGUUGGUAUAGUUUUUUUAAAGCAAAGUAUAAGGGAGUUAUACUCCAAUCUAGUAGGUGGCGGUAAUGCAAACAUUUAUUGGAUGCCAACCGCAGUUAAACCUAGUCGAAGAAGUGCCUCACUGUACUUGCGGUUUUUCAUGAUUACAGAAGAUAAAGUUGGACGCAAGAAUGUAUACAACAGCGUGCUUCAAAUAACAAGUGACUGUGGAGGAUUUCAUAAACAUUGGCUAGUAGACUGGAGAGCAGGUAGCUAUCUAACUAGCUAAAACAGCAGUCUAACGUUCGCUGGCUUGAUAAAACAGUCCAUUAACUUUACCUAGCUACCUGCCACAUUAUCUAUCCAGCUGCAAGAUAUUGUGCAAAGCUCAGUCUGCGUUUCGUCUUGCGACACAAAAAGGGAACAUCAUGGACAAGGCAGAUUUCUUAAAGGGUCUCCCUGUUUACAACAAGAGGAAUUUCAGCCUGUUCCAUGCAGACCCUGUGUGCAAAGCAUCGAACCGAAGACCGUCCGUGUACCUCCCGACAUGCGAGUAUCCCUCAGAACAGAUCAUUGUCACGGAGAAAACAAAUAUCCUCCUUCGCUACCUUCACCAACAGUGGGACAAAAAGAAUGCAGCGAAGAAGAGGGAACAGGAUCAAGGAGAGGGAGGGAGUCCAGCACCUCCACACAAAAUUGCAAGGACAGAUAGCCAAGAGAUGAACGAGGACUCUUAGGAGUGUGUUUGUGCAUCUGGAGGAAGCACAUGUACAGGCACACAACAGACAUGACUAUAAAGACAUACGAGACACUCACACUUUGACAAACAACCUGAGAAAAUGUUCACCCUGGUUUGGGAAAAUUAAAAAAAGUGGCUUUUUUUGUUGUUGUUACCUUCAAAGAGUUUCCUGCCUUGUCUAGUGCCCUGUUUUCAGCUUCACCCCCUAGCCCUGACCACAUGGGGCGCUGCAACAUCUUUACACACAGUUUGCAGACCCAAUACACUGAACUUCUGCCUGCCACAGCAGGGGAGGACCCAAGGAUGUAUAUAAACUCUGGUUUGAUGAUGCAAUGUAUUGGCCGUUGAUGCAAUGUAUUGGCCGUUGAGAGGCUUUGAAGCCACUGGUCGGCCAUAUUGGCACUCUCCAGUAGGAGCAGUCCGCCAUAGGAAUUAAUGGAAUUCAACAGUAUUUCAAUUAAAUGUUUGAAGAACAAAAUGACAUGCAUUUCAUUUCACAGUAACCCUAGUACUCAAAAAAUAUAAACAUUUAAUGUUUAGCUCACAUAAUAAUUUAAAAGUAUGUAUUAAAGUGUCUAAUAGACUAAGUGUCAAAAACGAAUGUGGCUUCCACAAUCUUUUUUUUUUAUAAUGGAGGAUUACCAAGAUGGCUGUGCUGAGGCUUCAAUACAGUGCCCCCUGUCAGUCAUCCAGGGUUUAUACACAUCAUUGGGAAGAACCCUCCCCCUGGACUUAAUGUUCAACGUGCAUUAUCUUCCAUUCUGCUCUGGAUUUGUUUGUGUUUGAAGUUUGCUGCUUUGUUUUACUGUCAAUUUUAGUUCUGAGAUGUUAACUAGGACAAGUCAGUUAAGAACAAAUUCUAAAUGUACAAUGAUGGCCAAACCCGGACGAUGCUGGGACAAUUGUGCGCCGCCCUAUGGGACUCCCAAUCACGACUGGAUGGGAUUCAGCCUGGAUGACAAGUGACUCAACAGUAUACUCGCUUAGUUUGAAUUGUUGCUGCUUUCUGGCAAAGUAUCCCUGUUAAACAAAAAGGAUAAUAUGUCAAGCCAAAUUGUUUUAGUCACAGGUGUUGACUACUCAGUUUGCUAGAAUUGCUUUUCAAUUUGUUUACAAUGCAAUCGAUGGACCCAUUAGGUAUUUUAAACUCAAAAGUUAUAGCACCGGUAGAACAAAGAAUAGUAGCCUACAUCAAUGAGGGGAAGAGAGAAAGUUGUAUUCAGUAUGAAGACCUACAGUGCCUCCUGAAAGUACACACCCCUUGCACAUUCUUCACAUUUUUGCUGCCUUAGAAUUAAAUCUAAAAAGGAAUGAAAUGGGAUUUUUUUUCUCCACCUUGUAGAUUAUUUUUCAACCAAUCAAAUGUAGUCCUGUGUUGUCUUUUUAUAUAGCAAAAUGUGAAGACUGCAACUUGUAUGUAAAUAUAAUAGCCAGUGCCAGCUGUUAGAUAUUAAGGUCUUGGCUUGAUAUUUAUCAAAAUAAAUGACUUUGAAUCUGC